CCGGAACAGGCCAAAGACUGCCCAAACAGGGUGAUUUACAACAUAACGGAGGAUGGCGGGGGGGGAGGAACCUCCAGAGACCCCCCCAUGGCCUUAAAGAAGCCCCUCCAGGGGCCACAGGCAGACCAAUAUCUUAGUGCAUAGCCUAGGUGCCUCUUACCCAGUUAACAGGUUUUGGGCCAGAAUUUGAAACUAAAUGGGAUGGCAGCUUUCCAAAGUGCUUCUGUGAUCAGAGCUGUGAAGAUGGACAAACGGAAAAGGGGCUUUGCUCCACCUGGACCACAAGGAGGUUCAGAAAGGAGUAAGGCAGCAGACAAAGACGAGGAAGCACAAUUGGACCUGUUGGCAAAAGCACAUGAGUUCUUUCAGAUCUGCGAUGUAGAAGGCAAAGGGUACAUCGCUCGCCACGAUAUGCAGAGACUUCAUGGUGAAUUACCCCUUAGCCCAGAAGAGCUGGAGAAAGUAUUUGAUACUCUGGAUGCAGAUGGCAAUGGUUCACUUACUCCAGAAGAGUUCACAACAGGAUUCAGCCAGUUUUUGUUUGGGCGGAAGUUAUCAGUUCCCAAGAUACAAGAGUGUGAAACCAUAAAUGUAUAUCAGUCCAAAUGGAAAGGAAGCAACAUGGAAGCCAAUGAGGAUGAGGAGGAAGACGAUCAGUUCUCAAAUUUUAUGGAGAGGCUUGGAGCUAACAAGAUCUUAGAAGAUGAGAGUGAUGUAAAGAAACUCUGGUCGCAGCUGAGGAAAGACGAGCCUCAUUUACUUUCCAAUUUUGAAGAGUUCCUGGCAAGAGUUUUCUCUCAGCUCCAAGAAGCCGAUAAUGAGAAGAAUGAAUUGGAGUGUGCCCUGAGAAAGAAAAUCGCUGCCUAUGAUGAAGAAAUCCAGCACCUCUAUGAGGAAAUGGAACAGCAGAUCAAAAACGAGAAAGAAAAAUUCCUCUUGAAGGACACUGAGAGGUUUCAAUCCCGAAGUCAGGAACUGGAGAAUAAACUUACAUCAAAAGAGCAGGAACUGGAACAACUUGCUCAAAAACAGAAAAGUUUGGAGGGACAGUAUAAAGAGCUGCACAAUGACAAGAAUGAGACCAAAGUAGAAAAUAGCAAACUGAAGCACACAAAUCAAGAGCUGCAGAACGAAUUGGAGAGAACAUCCCAGGAGCUAAUAAUUGCCCAGCAGCAGUUGCAACUGCUUCAGGAUGAGGCCAAAAAUCUACAAGAAGAAAAGGAAAUUGAGGUUUACACAGUGACAGAAAGUUUACAGAGAGAGAAAUCAGGACUGCUUAAGCAACUGGAUUUCUUAAGAGAAAGGAACAAGUAUCUGAGAGAUGAACGUGACAUGUGUUUACAGAAAUAUAAAAAUGCUUCAAAAGCCAGCUGGAAACAAAGGUCGGGCUCAAUCAUUGGCAAAUAUGUGGAGGGAAAAGGUUCAUUGAAGAGUCAGUCUUCAGAAGAUGAUGAUAUAUUUAAUUCUUCAAGGAGAAGAAAUUCCGUGGGUUUGAAUGGGUGUCCUUCAAUAGAUUCUGACCCUGCUGCUGGUGCAGACCUGAUGCAAAGAAAACGCCUCCAAAGGAUAAUAUCGAUUGAAGAAGAUCAUCUGCCCCAACUUCUUGACAAGUCAGGAGACAGACAGCUGCCCAAAUGGUCUGAAGAAGAUGAAAAUAUUUUGCCAGAAAUGAAAAUUGAUGGAACCCAAACAGUAUCAUCUCCUGAACAAACACCUUCCUCUCCCAGAGGACAGCCAGUAGGGAAAGAAACAGUGAGAAAUGAGGAACGGGUGUACUCUGCCCCAGACCGUUUAUUCAAGAUUAUUAUUGUGGGCAAUUCAGACGUGGGAAAGACUUCCUUUUUAAGGCGAUUCUGUGAAGACCGGUUUCCUCCAUGUGCUGUUGCUACUGUUGGUGUGGAUUACAGUGUGAAAACAGUGACUGUGGAUAACAGUCAGGUAGCGCUGCAGCUCUGGGACACUGCUGGGCAAGAAAGGUACCGCAGCAUCACCAAGCACUUCUUCAGGAAGGCCGAUGGUGUAGUCGUGAUGUAUGACAUAACAGCAAGAGACACGUUCAUAGCUGUGAAGCACUGGUUAGUGAGCAUUGAGGAGGCAACAGGGGAGAACAUUCCUGUCCUUUUGCUUGGUAAUAAAACUGAUAUUGAGAAAGAACGUGAAGUCCCCAAAGGAUUAGGAGAGCAUCUCGCCAAGGAUUACAAUUUAAUCUUCUAUGAAUGCAGUGCCUUGUCCAGUCACAACACCAAUGAGUCUUUACUUCACUUGGCUAGGCUCUUAAAAGAACAAGAAGACAAAGUGAAGGAAAGGACCGUUCAGCUGCAUCAUGACUCUAAGAAAAAGGCUUGUUGUUCCAGGCAGUAGGGGGCAUGCAUGCUCAUAAAGACUUUUAGGCUGCAGUUCUAAACUUACUCAGGAGUAAGCCCCAUUGGAUACAAUGGGACUUACUUGUGAGUAGAUAUGCAUAGGCUCACACUGUUUAUCAUUUUCCCUUUACCUACAAUAUCUCACCUGCCUCACACUACAGUAUAUUGGAUGAUGUUUACAGGCAUUAGGCAUAUACUGGGUUCCACGUAAUGUUAGCAAACACACUAUCUCCAUUACUCUUCUUGCUCUCUCCUUGCAAAACUGAAAAGCUUUUGAGUGGCGAUAGGGAUGCUUACCACCUGCAUUGGUAUAAUUCCUCUAAAGUCCAUGGGAACUACAACAGUGCUGCCAUCGGCUUUACAUCCGUGCUGCAGAGUGGAAUUAGACAUGGUCAUGUGGCUGCAAUGGUUCUGUUAGCGCGGCCCAAAAUCACAUUAGCCUUUUUUGCUGUUGCAUCACAUUGCUGACUCUUGCUUAGCUUGUGCUCACCUGCAGACCUGAGAUGCUUUUCACAUGUACUACUACUACUGCCAAGUCAGGUAUUCCCCUUCCCCUCCCUGUUUUGCCUUUUCCCUGUUUUGAAUAACUUAGUGAAUAACAGCACUUGGUCCCAGUCAAGCUAGUGGAGUAGGCCAUGCUGUUUUCCCUCUCCCUCUAGCAGCACCUGGGAGAGACAGGAGAAGGAGACCCAGGGCUGCUGUUUUUGGCGCCAACCACACAUUGGUUAUAAUAUCUUGUUCCAGCCUUAGAUCAUUCUUGAAUGAUCCUUGGCUGACAUACUGUGCAACAUUACAUGUGCCAUGCAAUAUGACAGUUGUGCAGUUGCACAAGCGCCAUGUUGCACAAUUAGCAAGAAUUGCAAGAACACAUUUGCACAAUUCUUACAUUUAGUGCAACAGUACUCUUUCACAGCUGCUCAAAUGUUAUGUGCAAAGCACAUGUAAUGUUGUACAGAAUAUCAGCUUUUAUCUUUGCAAGACACGCCACUGGCUUUAAGGUUACCCAUUAAAUCAGUUACAGUUUGAAGAAUUCGGUCUGUAGUUUUGACACUUCUGCUCUUGCUUCAGUACUUUCUUCUUCAUUAAAAAAAGCCAUUCACAUUACCUAUAUUUUAAGAGCAAUCCUAGGAAGCACAAAAUAAAUGCUAAGUUUAACAGAUCUGAAUGCAGGAAAACUGAAAGAAAUGCAAAGGCCAGAUUCCCAUGAAAAGAAUUCCUCCACAACAGUGUUUGCAGAUGGAGGGAAAUCCUCCUCAAUAUAGGGGGGAGUUGUCAGAAAGUGAAAAAGAGGGGACUUUCUUUUAUGAAGAGAUUAAUUUUGCAGAAAACAACAGGAAACCGCUUGGUUUGGGUAGUUUUGUGGUUCUGUGAUUCUGCUGUUUCUGGAAGCGGGGGGAGUAGUCGAGGUUGCUUCAGGCAGCUGUCCUGCUUCGCCAGGCAUUGCAGCUGGUAAAGUUUGCAAGCCAAACACAUUGGUACCUCUGUUUUCAAAUGUAUAUUUUGAAUGAGGAGAUGGAAUUUCUUCUCAAAACUCAUUUUGUUAGAACAAUAGACAGACUCUCCACUCUGUUAUUAAAAUUAUUGUUUAUACAGUAUAUGUUUAUUUAUUGUAAAAUGGAGAUGUUUUUAAAAAGUAUAACUGGAUGAAUAUAUUUGAAAUCAUUUCAAUAGGAGAAGGGGAAAGCAAGAGGUUUAGAUUUUUUAUGACAAGGACCACGCAAGAACACUAGUUCUGUAUGUAGCGUAUUUUAUUUUUAAAAUAAAUUGUCCAAAAGUUAA
Messenger RNA from Hemicordylus capensis (graceful crag lizard), 4142 nucleotides. RefSeq names its product calcium release activated channel regulator 2A (gene CRACR2A). The record is from RefSeq and is a predicted model, not a curated record. Lineage: Eukaryota; Metazoa; Chordata; Lepidosauria; Squamata; Cordylidae. Gene Ontology annotation, molecular function: GTPase activity; GTP binding; calcium ion binding. The coding region runs from base 202 to 2361 and encodes 719 amino acids. The transcript has 19 exons.